UCUAUUGUAUUGCCGCAGUUUCAUUUCACAUCCCUUCCUCUCCAUUUCCGCCCCCGUCCAUGACCUGAAUUCCGAAAUCCCCCGCCAUUCGCCCCCAAAUCCAGCUCGUCGUCAAUCGCCUCGGCUUCGUCUCGAGGCUCCGGUUCUUGGUUUCUUGGCCGAAACCCUGGUAGGGGAGGAUAAUGGACGGUGAGGCGAGCAAGGGAAAUGGAAAGGUGCAUUUCAGGGAUUCGUCCUCCCAGGAGGCUCUACGCACCUACAAGAGGCGCCGGCAACCGCAGUCACAGCCGGAGCCGGAGCCAGAGCCAGAGCCACAAUCACAACCGGAGCUCGAGCACAAGGCCGGAGAUGUGCCGGCGCAGCAGAGUAAAGAUACCUUUUGGAAAAGUAGGGAUAUGGGAUGGAAGUAUGGCAUAAUGAUUGAUGAAAAUAGGCAACAUUGGAAGUGUAUGUAUUGCGGCCUGACUAGGUAUGGUGGUGGUGUAUCUAGACUCAAGCGGCAUCUAGCUGGUGAUUUGGAUGUCAAAAUGUGUCCUAAAGUUCCAGUAGACGUCGCUGAGGAAAUAAGGCAGCAUUUGCGGAAGAAACGAGAGAGACGGAGGAAGCGAGCUGGACAAAAUGGUGGCAAUAAUGUAAAGACUAAGAGCUCUUCUGAUGGUGCCAACUUCGAGAAGGAUCUUCUACCUGCCGAUUCAGUAGGGCCAGCUGGAAUGGGCACUUCUGUUCUUGAAGAAGUCACUAACCAAACGAGUAUGGCUCAUCAGGAUCCUACUUCUCCCAGGGUUCCCAUGUUACGAGCAAGAGAUAUUGGGUGGGAGCAUGCAGUGGAUCUUGAUGGAAAUAAAAGACGGUGGCAAUGCAAGUUCUGUUCUCUGUGUCGAAGUGGUGGUGUAACUACUUUGAAGGCUCAUCUCACUGAUGAGAGCUGCCCGAACGUUCCAAAGGAAAUUUCAAAGAAAGUAUCAAACUUCAUUGAAGAGAAAAGAACAAUGCGCCUUCUUUUUAGUACUUUUGACUUUAAAAUUGACGAGGAUCAAGUUUCUGACACACAAAUUCAAGGGGAAGGGACUGUACAAUGUGAGAAUGAGCAACAACCUUCAAGAAAUGCUACACAUACACAAACAUUAGAUAAGCAUGCUAUUAAUGAGGUGGCAGCUGGAAGCAACCAAUGCGGUGCAGAAAGUAGUGGCAGACCAGUUAAACAUUGUGAUCAGCCCGAAGAGCCUUGGGCAAUGGAUCACAGCAGAACACAUCAAGGAAUCAACAAUAAGCACCAGACUGUGGACAAGAACACCGAGAAUUCACAAAAUACCAAGAUAUUGAAACGUCAGAAAACUGGGUUUAACACAAGGAAGCACAUAAUUAUUGUUGAUGAAAUUGCAAGGCAUUGGAGGUGUAGGUAUUGUGGAAUGGAUGGGUAUGGUAAAAAAAUUAGGCUCCAUUACCAUCUAGCUGGUGCAUUUCGUCACCCUAAGUGCCCAAGUGUUCCUAUAGAAAUUUCUGCAAAGGCAAGACAACAUGUUCUGACAAAGAGAAGACUCAAAAUGAAUAAGGCUGGGCAACAUGUUCCUUCCAGGCCACAUAUUCUUGCCGGUGAACGACUGCAGAACGAUAGUCCAUCAUGUGUGAAUCAUCCUCAACUGUCAAUAAAUAAUGAAUCUAGUGAGGUACGCAAUUGCCCAACAAGGCUAAGGGAUGGUGCAUGGGAACAAUCUCUGAUAUAUGAGAAAGAAAAAGGACACUGGAAGUGCAAGUGGUGCAGUAUUGAGGGUUAUCAUGGCAUAACUCGAUUGAAGUGGCAUCUUGUUGGCUGGCAGAAUCGCCCUCAGUGUCCACAAGUUCCAAAAGAUGUUGCUGAAAAGAUAAGGGAUCAAAUGAUAUUGAAGGAGGAGCAGAAAGCAAGAUCAUUUGACGGUGAUGGCAGUUGUGGCGUGCUGUGCUCUUCUAAGAGUUCACAAUUUGAUCAAGAACAUUUCACUACAACAAUGCAUGGAAGUCGUUCUUCCCAGGCUUUUGAUCAAGCUAACAGUAAAUCAAAAGCAUGCAACACAUUAUCCAAUACUACUCUUCCUUCACAAGAGAUUGCCAAUCCUCAGGUGUGUCAUGAGCAACAGAGGAAGGAGGCUGCAACCCCCACAGAGCCUGGCUGGUGGCAAGGUCAGAGGAUGCAGUGGCAGUCGCAACAUAAGCCAAUGAAGGAAGAAGGGUCUCAUGGGAAUGAAUUAUGUAGUAACACAAACAAAUCUGAGAAGCAAAGAAGUGAUUGGAGAUAUGUUUUGAACACAUUGAUGCGUUUGCCAGAUGUACAAGAGGGUGCUGGCAUUUGGACAUGCAUUCGUGAUGCUCUUCUGUAUGGUCAUGCUGAAUUUGGCAUAGUAGCUGACAAAGAGGAAAUGGAUUAUGAUGGAACAGUAAAUGGGAACACUGCUAAGUGCCAGAAUGUCCUUAUGGACGUUUUAAGAUCAGAGAACUUUGCCUUGUUGUGCAAUGUGCUUUGCAGAACUGUACAUCAAGAUGAGGAAAGAACUAGAUAUUUUGAUUUUGGUGUGAUUGACUCAAGGAUGAAAAAUGGAAAUUAUGGGCAUGCGCCCGGAUUAUUCAUCCAUGAUCUGAAACUGUUAUGGGAAGAUCUUAAAACAGCUGGUCAAGAUAUCAUUGACCUAGCAAAUAGUCUAUCAAGCCUCACAGAAGAUUCCUACAGAAAACUGGUUGGAAAAGAGAGAGGAUCAGAUGAUGAUGAGUUUAAGGGAGCUGUGAUGACCAUCUCUGGACCCAAGAACUUGUCUGAAUCAAAUACGUCGGUACCCUCAAGCUCACAGGGCUUCAACCAGUUGGAUCAAUCAGAUCCAGUAGAUGUUUCUGAUCUACAAAAGGACAGUAGCUGCAACCAGUGUGGCAAAGAAGCAAGAGGCAGAAGUGUUCUUACAUGUAAUAGGUGCAUGCUAUCUUGCCACAUUUCAUGCACUGAGCUUCCUGUUCCACCCAUACCAACUGGAAGCUGGUACUGUGAAAACUGCAGCACUAAUGAACCAGUUGAAGGUGACAUGGCCUUAGCCCAUUACCAACCGAAUUGCUUGCAUGGAAAUUGUGCUGCCUGCAAUAGACUUGAGGUGUGCAGUCCUCCGAAAUGUGAAGAGACACCUAAUGAUAACUCAAGAGCAAUGGUUAUGGACUCCGUUGGGGAUCUGGAACUGCCAGAGAUUGAUACAGGUGGUUCAUGCAAGAUAUGUGGAGAUCCUGAAGAGAAUGACAAGAGGUUCUUGAUAUGUGGCCACAUCCACUGUCUAUAUAAGUACUACCACAUUCGGUGCCUGAAGUCCAAGCAGAUUGCUAGCAAUGUUCAGCGUGACAAAACGUGCUGGUACUGCCCAUCAUGCCUUUGCCGAGUCUGUCUCUCUGACAAAGAUGAUGAUCUGACCAUUCUGUGUGAUGGCUGUGAUGAGGCCUAUCAUGUGUAUUGCAUAACGCCUCGCCGUACUUCAAUACCCAAGGGACAGUGGUAUUGCUCAUCGUGUAGCGUGGAGAGAGCCAUGGAGGGGAUGAGACAGUAUGAGAGAAGGAUGCUAAAGCGCCACAGGAAGGAUGAUACUAGGCGGCAAAGUAGGAAUUACGAAGGCGUGGACUUGCUUCUAUCUGCCGCGGAACAGCUCAGCAGCUGGUGACUUGUAAAAAUUAGCCGGGGGCCUGGAUAUCAGCAUCUUCAUUGCACUAUAUCCUAGACUAGCUCUUUUUGCUCUGUAAGUGGAUUGCUACCUCUGCCAUCAGUUCUGACUUCAGGGAUUUGCUGUUUAAAGAGCCUUGCCUCUCUGACAGAGGAUCAGAAGGCUGCGACUAGGGUAGGCAAGAAGUUAGCUGCAGUCUUCUCAUCAAACUCGCUAUCCACAAUUUCUGAUCAAACAGACAAGAACCUUCGAACAGCAUGAAUUGUUUGAGCAGCAUUGUAGAUGAUGACAGUCCUUUAGGAAACUGGUCUUGUUCAUCCUUUUUUUUUUUCGCUUCACCUGACUGCAAGGGAUAUUCUUGUUUUGAAGGUUAACUUCAAGGAGGUUGUGUAGCUUGUAUCUUAUGUAUUUGCAUGUGCAAGUUUGCGGGAAAAUUUCCAAUUUGAGAGAGAAAAAACAUCUUUGACAA
Phragmites australis (common reed) is the source of this 4131-nucleotide messenger RNA. RefSeq lists its product as uncharacterized. Lineage: Eukaryota; Viridiplantae; Streptophyta; Magnoliopsida; Poales; Poaceae. Gene Ontology annotation, molecular function: DNA binding. Bases 183 to 3662 code for a protein of 1159 amino acids. The transcript has 12 exons. The record is from RefSeq and is a predicted model, not a curated record.